This is a messenger RNA of Tripterygium wilfordii, 845 nucleotides long. RefSeq names its product cyanate hydratase-like. The transcript is spliced from 4 exons. The record is from RefSeq and is a predicted model, not a curated record. Gene Ontology annotation, molecular function: cyanate hydratase activity; DNA binding. Lineage: Eukaryota; Viridiplantae; Streptophyta; Magnoliopsida; Celastrales; Celastraceae. The coding region runs from base 110 to 604 and encodes 164 amino acids.
GAAACUCACUAAUACAAGAGAUAACGUUUGAGGUCCACUGAAAUCUAUAUAUUCUCGAGGGGACAUUGGGAGUGAGUGAGUGAGAGAGAGAACAAAUUGAAGAUUUGAAAUGGAGGAGACAAAGACGACCAUAGUCAAUCGCCUACUGGCGUUGAAACUCAAGUCCGGCAAGACCUACAGUGAGAUAGCAGAAGAGACCGGGCUCACGAACGUGUAUGCGGCCCAACUACUGAGGCGCCAGGCGCAAUUGAAGCCUGAUACUGCUAAAAAGUUGGAGGCCGCCCUGCCUGGUCUGUCGAAGGAGCUUCUGGAAGAGAUGAUGAAGCCACCGAUGAGGUCCUACGACCCUAAUUUGAUCCAAGAUCCUGCUAUUUACAGGCUGAAUGAAGCAGUGAUGCAUUUUGGGGAGAGCAUCAAGGAAAUUAUCAAUGAAGAUUUUGGUGAUGGCAUUAUGUCAGCUAUAGACUUCUACUGCUCUGUUGACAAAGUUAAAGGCAUUGAUGGAAAGGAUCGUGUUGUGUUGACAUUUGACGGGAAGUAUCUGCCCCACACUGAGCAGAAAUCGGAGAAUAUGGUUUCACGACUAAAGGCAUCACUGAAGUAAACAUGAAUCCGUCAUGAAGAUUUGGCGAGAUGUUGGGUGAGAUAUAAUAAUGCAUUUCUGCUUACGUACAAGUUCUCAGUACGACCUUCUUCUUCAGUGUGUAUUAGUAUUGUAAGCUAAUGCUGGUUUAUAGCAGCUGCUUGUGUAAGGUACACUUGUAAUGAUCAAAGCGUGUAUUGUAAUACUAUUAUCUACAGGAAUAAGAAAUGAGCACAUGUUGUGUUCAUUUUUUCUUUGUGCA